AUGUCGUCUCAGGCAAGCGGUAGCGGGCCUGCUGGUGUAGACGACGAUAACAGCGGGAUAAAAGGCGACAGAAUAGCGCCAGAAAGUUUCGAAGACACCAUGGACCCGGCCAGGGUCGAACCCACGCGUGAUUUGGCACCACUGCUUGCGGCUCUUGAAUCGCCAAAGUUCUCUUUAUUCGAGUGCAUUGACCUGCUGGUGAAAUACGCCGACAACAUUGGCAUCCACUUUAGGCUAUGCCAGCAACUGCGCAACUUCCCGCAACUGCAAAUCGAGUUCUUUUUACCGCAACUUGUCCACGUGUUUGUUGCCUACGAGACAGAGUCGGCAGCAUUAGAAGAUUUUUUGAACGAGCUUUGCCACGAGUCCACGCAUUGUACGCUGAUUGUUUUCUGGCAUCUCCAAGCCAGCCUGAGUGAUUUGGAAGACCAGCCUCAGAGCUACGGGUUCGCAGCAGCCAAGCGGCUGUACAACAAAAUCCAAAACAUGAUAUUUGCAUCUCCCAUUGCUCCUGAUGAACAAAUCCGCGAUAACACUCAGCCUGCCUUGGUCCUGGCAUCGAUGAUUGCAGCGUCCACCGCUGUCCCUGAGGCUUCGCGUUAUAUUCGUCCCCUAGUAAUGUCCCAGGGCCGAAAGCAGCGAAGCAAGCUGCUUCGGGUUGCCAAUCGCUUGAAACGCUUGGGCUCGGUCUCUGGAACCAGUUCCACAAAUACACAGGAAGCUAUUGAGCAUUCAGCGGAUCAAGUGGCCUCCCGAGCAAGCGCUGUGUUUAGAGCAGGCCACCAGUAUGAUAUCGCAGCGCAAAGCAUGCCAGACUUAUCACGCGUAGUUGCUGGCGGUUACGAUUCCGCGGCUCGUCGUCUCUCGGGAGAUAUUGUGCGUUCGCCGCUGCGCAAUCAGCUCAAGACAAAUUACUUCCGCAGCGAGAUGCAAUUCGUGUAUUCCUUGCAAUCCAUCUCUAACAGGCUAUUACGCGUACCUCCAGCCGCUCGGUUAUCUGCUCUGCAGCUUGAACUUGCUUUGAUAAAUCGUGAUUUACCGGCCGAAGUCGAUAUACCACUGCUCAUACCGGACGGAGCUGGUAAUCGACACAAUCGCAUCGUGCGUAUCUCCCCUACAGAAGCCACAGUUUUGAAUUCCGCAGAAAAGGUCCCCUAUUUGCUAUUAGUCGAGUAUCUAAAAGGUGAUCUUACGUUCAAUCCUGACUCGGAGAGAAACCGGCAUCUGCUCGCUAAAAAUGGCCAGCGAAGGUACUUGUUUGAUCGCAACUUUUCGCAAUCUCCUCCGGCCCCGGGGACCCCGUUAAUUGAGACCACAUUUGACGAGGAGGAACAGGAUCUAGGCCUGGUUCCCGUGGCAGACCGGGAAAGACUUGUGCCAAGUGCCAAUGCAUCCACAGUUUCUCUGGUGCCCGACCCUAACAGUGAGUCGGGUGGUUUAGGAGCCCCGUUAACGAGAGCAGAAGCGGUUGCCGCGGCAGGCAAUACCGAGCCUGUGUCUAAUACAGUCUCGAUCAAUGAUCUCGCUUCGCAAAUGGACAUGGCUUCGAUCAUUCUGUCGCAGCUAGAGGUAGCGCAGAGUGGGAAACUGCCCAAGGCCGAAGUGGAAGCCAUCAAAGCUCGUAUUGUGGACAAUAUGCAGUCAAUGCAGAACCAUGAUUUGCUUGCUGCAUCGAAAGGCGAAGCCGGUGCUCGUAAACUUGAAAAUGAUCUCAAAACAGCUGGCUUGUCGUCAUCGGACGACCCCAGUGCGGCGAACCUGGCGGAAGACUGGACAGCACGAAAAAACCGGCUGCGGCAGUCGUCACCGUAUGGCCACUAUCCUACGUGGGACUUGUUUAGCGUGAUUGUAAAGACGGGCGAUGAUUUGAGACAGGAAGCGUUGGCGUGUCAGAUGAUAUCGCGGGCUCGACAGAUUUGGCGCGACGCACACGUUGAUGUCUGGGUCAAGGAGAUGCGGAUUCUCAUCACAUCUUCCAAUUCAGGUCUCGUAGAGACAAUAACCAACGGGCUUUCCAUUCACUCUAUCAAAAAGGCGUUGACGGGCCUGCAGGAGCCUACAGCGGCUGGCGGGGCGCCGGCGAAGGUUGCGACGCUCUCGCAGCAUUUUGCAGUCAAGUUCGGUGACGUUUCGUCAGUGCGGUACCAGCAAGCACUUCGCAAUUUCGUGCGGUCGCUGGCGCCGUAUUCGCUGCUGUGCUACAUUCUGCAGAUCAAAGACCGACACAAUGGUAAUAUUCUCCUUGACAACGAGGGCCACAUCAUCCACAUUGAUUUUGGUUUUAUGUUGUCCAACUCUCCUGGUGGCAGGUUCGCACUGGAGGUUGCUCCGUUCAAGCUGACCCACGAGUACGUUGAUCUCAUGGGCGGACCCAACUCGCCUGCGUUCAAAGAGUUUAUCGCUCUGUUCAAGCAGGCGUUCCACACGCUGAGACAGUACGCGGAUGAGUUCUCCGCUAUGGUGGAGAUCAUGUCCAAGGACUCGACGCUGGCCUGUUUCCAAAACGGGCCGGCCACCGCGUCCCAGCUCAAGCAGCGGUUCCACACUGACCUCAGCGACGCCGACCUGGACAACUUUGUGGAAAACAGCCUGGUGUACAAAAGUUAUGGAAGCGUUUACACACGUGGAUAUGACCAAUUCCAAAUGCUCACCCAGGGCAUUUACAGUUAG
Messenger RNA from Wickerhamiella sorbophila, 2670 nucleotides. Its product is annotated as Phosphatidylinositol 4-kinase pik1. NCBI's taxonomy places the organism in Eukaryota, Fungi, Ascomycota, Dipodascomycetes, Dipodascales, Trichomonascaceae. Gene Ontology annotation, cellular component: cytoplasm; membrane. The coding region runs from base 1 to 2670 and encodes 889 amino acids. Gene Ontology annotation, molecular function: 1-phosphatidylinositol 4-kinase activity. The transcript has a single exon. The record is from RefSeq and is a predicted model, not a curated record. Gene Ontology annotation, biological process: phosphatidylinositol phosphate biosynthetic process; phosphatidylinositol-mediated signaling.